AUGACCGAUUACCGCCCACAAGACAAGGCUUCUCUGCCGCCCAUUGGAUUCAUUGCUGUUCAAUGUUUCUUCUAUCGCCCUGCCGGCGAUGCCUUCAACGAGAACACUUGGGCUUUCCCUAUUAUCCGCGAGCUCGCUGAGGGUUCUAAGGAGAGUGAGCUUGUCACCAAGGAAGCUUAUGAUGGUGCUUUCAUCGAUAAUUUCGUUGCUGCAGGCAAAAGGCUCGCUGAGCGCGGAGCAGUUGGAAUUUUGACUAGCUGUGGAUUUCUAGCAAUGGCUCAGCCCCUGUAA
Molecule: messenger RNA, 291 nt
Organism: Phaeoacremonium minimum UCRPA7
Lineage: Eukaryota; Fungi; Ascomycota; Sordariomycetes; Togniniales; Togniniaceae
Product: putative asp glu hydantoin racemase superfamily protein
Exons: 1
Coding region: 1-291 (96 amino acids)
Source: RefSeq, a predicted model, not a curated record